Molecule: messenger RNA, 2049 nt
Organism: Spea bombifrons (plains spadefoot toad)
Lineage: Eukaryota; Metazoa; Chordata; Amphibia; Anura; Pelobatidae
Product: zinc finger protein 239-like
Exons: 4
Coding region: 252-1424 (390 amino acids)
Biological process (GO): regulation of transcription by RNA polymerase II
Molecular function (GO): RNA polymerase II cis-regulatory region sequence-specific DNA binding; DNA-binding transcription factor activity, RNA polymerase II-specific
Source: RefSeq, a predicted model, not a curated record
AGCGGGACUCUGACUGCGGCUGAGAGCGGGAGGGGCGGGCGUAAAGAGAGCGGCAGAUGGAAGUUUGCCCGGCCUCCGUACAGAAGAUCUUAUAAGAGAUGUUGCGGUGCUCAGGUUGCGCAUGUCACGGCUCACGAUUUAUCUAGAAUGAGAUGUCUGUUAUGACAUCACGCCGGCUGCCCAGUCAGGAGAUGAAAGUGAAAUGAGGUGAUGUUUUAACGCCUUCUUGGGUCAAGAGGACCACUCUUAGCAUGGAGGCUGGUGACGUUGUCUCAUCCGAAACGAAGCCCAUUAACGGGAGAAAGGAAAGUACAGCAGAAAACGUGGCCAGCGGCAUCCUGUGCAGAGCUCCAAAGCGGCGGAAUCGCAGAACAAAGUGUGACCCCGUGAAGAUGCCAAGAGCCCUGUCUAUAGACAUUCCCCUGUCCGGCAGAGCGUUGGGCAAUCUGCCGAUUUCUGGUCAUCAGCGACAGAGCUUCCUUAAUUCUGGCCUGUGCCUUGUGGGGUGUGACAGCGAGGAGAGUCCAGAAUCCUCGCUCAGUAUGUGCUCUACCUCGUAUAUCUGCAUUGAGUGCGGACAGAGCUUCUCCUACGAGCUGGCGUAUGUCGAGCAUCAGAAGUUACAUAGUCCCAUGAGGCUGGAACCCGAUGCUGUGAUGGCGGCUGCGGGAAGCCAGGGCUCUGACGCCGUCAGGAAGUUACACACUUUGGAGCAAAAGAGGACAGGCCGAGAGUUUGUGUGCACGGAGUGUGGCAAGACCUUCAUAGGCAAGUCUAAUCUUAUCGUUCACCAGCGAACACACACGGGAGAGAAGCCAUACGGGUGCAUUUUCUGCGGGAAGCAUUUCGGGAGGAGCUCUGUUCUGAGAAAACACGAGCGGAUCCACACCGGGGAGAAACCCUACACGUGUCCGUACUGCGGGAAGCGCUUCAGCCAGAACUCUGGUCUAAAGAACCACGAGCGAAUCCACACAGGGGAGAAGCCAUAUGGCUGCGCCGAAUGCGGAAGGCGGUUCAGCCAGAGCGCAGACCUCAUGGUUCAUUAUCGAACGCACACGGGUGAGAAGCCCUUUAUCUGUAUCGAGUGUGGGAACAGCUUCAUCCGCAGCUCGGACCUCGUCAUACACCAAAGAACUCACUCCGGCAUUAAGCCCUUCGCCUGCGCGGAGUGCGGAAAGAGCUUCAGCCAGAGGUCCCAAAUCAUAAGGCACAGAAGGACCCAUACGGGCGAGAGACCAUUCACCUGUGAUGUGUGCAGAAAAAGCUUUAUUCUUAGCUCAGAACUUAAGAAACAUCACAGGGUCCACACAGGGGAGAAGCCCUAUAAGUGUAAGGAGUGCGGUAAAUCCUUCCGCCAUUGCUCCAACAUGAGCCGCCACCAAAAGAUGCAUGCAGACGGGGAGAUCUUGGCGGUGUCUGUCUAGAACCAAAUAAUAGUAGCUUCCAUUUAUUUAGGAUUCCCCUUGUCCUACAACAGGUCCACAAAGAGUCCAGUUCCCAGUUCCUGCUUAGAAUUGGGGGAAAUGUCAGGGCAUGGAAGGGUUUUCUAUCCAUUGAUCCUUCGUUGGCACUCGAUUAGAAGUUUGUGUUUGUGUUGCUUAGUCCUAAACGCCACGUUCCCAUGAAAUGUCGUCCAGUCCAAUGUAGACCAAGCGUCAGAACUUCUAGACUGCCUUGUAAAUUGCACUAGAGAUGGUGGACGUGACCACAGCACAAUGUGUUCGUGGUGAGCCGUGAGCUGGGCCGGUGCAGGAAAUGCUUUGCUGAUUGUCCAAAGGAAGACAUUAUUCUCCGCAUAUGACAAUCCACCUGGUGGCAUCACAUUGUAUUCUCAAAGAGGAUCUCGUGAAGUGUGAGCCCAUCGGGCCAGGUCUACAAAAGCCUGGAACGUCCCCCUUUGCAGAUAAACACUGUUCAACUUUAAAAAAACCCCAAUCACUGCCACUAAGAUUCCAGCUCCAUCUCUUAUUAUUCACCUUAUUUGUAUCUGUUCUCAUUGGACUUUGCUUUGUGUAUUAUGUUGCUUCUAGUAAACAAAGUACAAACUCA